This is a messenger RNA of Cariama cristata (Red-legged seriema), 2225 nucleotides long. Its product is annotated as mitogen-activated protein kinase kinase kinase 5-like. Gene Ontology annotation, molecular function: MAP kinase kinase kinase activity; ATP binding. Gene Ontology annotation, biological process: protein phosphorylation; cellular response to stress. The annotation marks the transcript as partial. The record is from RefSeq and is a predicted model, not a curated record. NCBI's taxonomy places the organism in Eukaryota, Metazoa, Chordata, Aves, Cariamiformes, Cariamidae. The transcript is spliced from 14 exons.
GCAGCCUUUCUGCUCUUCUACGAUCAAAAUGGGGACCAUUAAAAAAUAAUGAGCAGACAAUCGGCUUUUAUACCAAGCAGAUUCUUGAAGGAUUGAAAUACCUCCAUGACAAUCAAAUAGUGCAUCGAGACAUAAAGGGUGAUAACGUGCUGAUCAACACGUACAGUGGAGUGUUAAAGAUUUCGGACUUUGGAACUUCAAAGAGACUUGCAGGAAUCAACCCAUGUACUGAAACUUUCACCGGUACCCUUCAGUAUAUGGCACCAGAAAUCAUAGACAAAGGACCACGUGGCUAUGGGAAGGCUGCGGACAUCUGGUCUUUGGGAUGCACCAUCAUUGAGAUGGCUACAGGGAAGCCCCCAUUUUAUGAACUGGGAGAACCACAAGCAGCUAUGUUUAAGGUGGGAAUGUUUAAAAUACACCCAGAGAUUCCUGAAUCCAUGUCUGCAGAAGCCAAGGCAUUCAUAUUGCGUUGCUUUGAACCAGAUCCUGAUAAACGAGCUUUUGCUCAUGAGCUACUUAUAGAUGAAUUCUUGAAGGUUUCAAGCAAAAAAAGGAAGUCCCCAUCAAAGCUCUCAGUUCUUUCAGCUAACACAAAUGAGUAUCUUCGGAGUAUAUCCUUACCUGUCCCUGUUCUGGUGGAAGAUACAAGUAGCAGCAGUGAAUAUGGUUCUGUCUCACCUGACACAGAAUUGAAAAUUGAUCCAUUCUCUUUCAAAACAAGAGCCAAAUCCUGUGGAGAAAAAGAUGGGAAGGGAAUCCGGUCCCUUUUUCUAAGCAUCCCAGAUGAAAAUUUUGAGGAUCACAGUGCACCUCCUUCACCUGAAGAGAAAGAUUCUGGGUUUUUCAUGCUGAAGAAGGACAGUGAAAGGAGAGCCACCCUUCACAGAAUAUUAACUGAGGAUCAAGAGAAGGUGGUGAGGAACUUGAUGGAAGCUUUGGCUCAGGGAGCUGAAGAACCCAAGCUAAAAUGGGAACAUAUCACAACGCUUGUUUCCAGCCUCAGAGAGUUUGUACGGUCCACUGAUCGUAAAAUCAUCGCAACGACUCUUUCGAAACUGAAACUGGAGUUAGACUUUGACAGCCAUGGAAUCAGUCAAGUGCAGCUCGUGCUGUUUGGUUUUCAAGAUGCUGUCAAUAAAGUUCUCCGAAAUCAUAACAUCAAGCCACAUUGGAUGUUUGCAUUGGACAGCAUAAUCAGAAAAGCUGUGCAGACUGCUAUUACUAUUCUGGUCCCAGAAUUGAGGCCACAUUUUAGUCUUGCAUCUGAAAGUGAUACAGCAGAUCAAGACGAUAUAGAAGUUGAAGAUCAAGAUGAACAGCCUCAGAAUCAAACCAUCCAACAGCCUUGCAUUGUUAUGGAAGAUGCUGUAGCUACCUCAGGUGUAAGCACACUCAGCUCUACGGUAUCCCAUGACUCCCAGGCAGCUCACAGAUCACUGAGUGUCCAACUGGGCAGGCUAAAAUUAGAGACAAACAGGUUAUUGGAGGAGUUGGUUCAAAAGGAGAGAGAAUUUCAAGUCCUCUUACAUCAAGCUAUAGAAGAAAAAGAUCAAGAGAUCAGAAACCUACGGCUUAGGUCACAGCCAAUAGAUAUUCCUGGAUUGUCUGUCUGUCAUCGUCAUUCCACUGGCACAGGGACCGAAGACCCUGAUCUCAUAAACUGGCUGAGCGUUCAAGGAGCUGAUGAGGCCACGAUAAACAAGUUCCUGGCCGAAGACUAUACAUUAACGGACGUUCUCUGCUACGUUACACGAGAUGAUCUGAAAUGUUUGAGGCUGAGAGGAGGAAUGCUAUGCACACUCUGGAAGGCCAUCACUGACUUUCGAGAGAAACAUGCCUGACACUGAAAUUUUUCUUCGCUUCUCUGCAGAGAGGAAAAGAUUUCUUUUCAGCACAGAGCAAUUGUGCUGUCAGAAGGACUGUUGCACUUUAAUCCAGUAUUUGUUUACCAAUGUUAAAAACACUGCAGCUUCCUGACUGCUUUUACUCCUAUAAUCCAUAAGGAAUCUCUAAACAACCUGCAACAUUAUUUUACUUCAAAUGUUUUUACAUGCAAGUUUUUCAAAAAUUAAAAAAACCCAACAAACCAACCAACCAAAACCAUUAUAAACUCAUGAAAUAUUGUAGUUAAAGUAACCAGAUGUUAAUUUCAUGAAAAACUGAUGUAAGAUUUCAUGUGACUCUAUAUCACUGGAACAAAACCAAAAUGUGACAACAGCUUC